Oncorhynchus mykiss (rainbow trout) is the source of this 634-nucleotide messenger RNA. RefSeq names its product C-C motif chemokine 20. NCBI's taxonomy places the organism in Eukaryota, Metazoa, Chordata, Actinopteri, Salmoniformes, Salmonidae. Gene Ontology annotation, biological process: immune response. Gene Ontology annotation, molecular function: chemokine activity. Gene Ontology annotation, cellular component: extracellular region. The record is from RefSeq and is a predicted model, not a curated record.
UCUCUCUCUCUCUCUCUCUCCCUCUCUCUCUCUCACACACUACUGAAACACUAUCUCACUCUCCCUACUUUCUGUCUCUGUGGAACACAUCUGAAGAUCAGGAUGCUAUGCUGUAGAGUGUGUGUCCUGGCUGUGCUGUUAUCUCUUCUCAUCCUCAUCCCCUCCACACAAUCAGCACAUUGCUGUCUGAAGUACACUCGUCGUCCAUUGCAAUGCAGACGGCUGAAAAACUACACCCACCAGCCCAUUACUUCCUCCUGUGACAUCCACGCUGUCAUCUUCCACACUUGGAUGGACAAGUUUGUGUGUGCCGACCCCUCUCAAGACUGGACCAAGAGAGUACAACGCUGCCUGCUCAAGCGUCAGGAGAAUAAAUCUAAACUGAAGAAAACUCUCUGAUCUCAUGACCCGGAUAUGAUGUGGAGAGGGUUUCAUGACCCGGAGAUGAUGUGGAGAGGGUUUCAUGACCUGGAGAUGAUGUGGAGAGGGUUUCAUGACCUGGAGAUGAUGUGGAGAGGGUUUCAUGGCCUGGUGAUGAUGUGGAGAGGGUUUCAUGAGCUGGUGAGGAUGUGGAGAGGGUUUGGGUCUGGACAAAUGUACAGCUCUACCUUUCAUUAUAGAACUAUUAUAGUAU